This is a messenger RNA of Penaeus monodon (black tiger shrimp), 1368 nucleotides long. RefSeq lists its product as uncharacterized. The coding region runs from base 1 to 1368 and encodes 455 amino acids. The record is from RefSeq and is a predicted model, not a curated record. NCBI's taxonomy places the organism in Eukaryota, Metazoa, Arthropoda, Malacostraca, Decapoda, Penaeidae. The transcript has a single exon.
AUGUCUCACCUACAAACAAACCUUGUAUCAGAUGGAACCGGAUUACAAAUUCCGGUUGAGUCCUUUACAGGGGGAGUAACAGAAAUGUUUCCUCUCAUCAAUAAACCAAGGUUAAUUGAAACUAGCAUAGCUUCUCGUCAUCGUCUAGAUAUCCUCCCCACCAACGCUACAUUAAACGAAGAAAUAACAGAUAAAUAUAUUGAAUUUAAUAUUCCAGGACAACAAGGAGCCUUUCUAGACCUAAGUAGCUUAAUGCUAGAACUAAAACUACAUCUCAUUAAGGGGGAUGCUAAGGAAAACAUAGGAGAUGAUGAACCCAUUGUCUUAGUAAAUAACGCUCUCCAUUCGCUUUUCAAAUCAGCUACAGUAUUUGUACAAGGUCAACAAAUUGAAAAUAAUCCGCUCUACCCCUAUACCUCCUUCGUACGAAUGUUAACAGGAAUGUCGAUAUCUAAGAGAGAGACGCUCGCACGAAACAUGUUCUUCUAUGACGACAAUAAAGGCUCAGGGAUACAAAAAGAUUACACCCAAGAAUACUUUUUAAAUCUGAAUCGCCUCGAAAAAAAAGUAACGAAGGAGGUGAAAAACCAGGGUGUGCACCUAUGCGCACCUCUUUUGUUAGACUUGGCUACAAGCGAUGGGUAUUUAUUGGACAAUGUUGACGUGCGCAUUCGGUUGGAAUUCUCUUCCACUGAGUUUGUGCUCAGCACUUCGGAUGAGAACAUGAAACCCAAAUUCGUUGUAGAUCUAGCCAAAUUGCAUAUUACAAGACUGAGACCCCACCCACAAGCAAUGCUCGCACUAAACGCCUCGCUUCAGAAACCAGGCAACUCCGUUGAUUAUCUAUACACAAAAUCUCUAUAUAAAACAUACAUCAUGUCUCUAGGACAACAAACAUUUUCAAUUGACUUACCCUGGCAAAGCGUUAUACCUGAAAAAUUGUACUUUUUCAUGUGUGACAUGGAUGCAUUUGCUGGAUCAUUUAAAAAGAACCCCUUUUAUUUCGAUCACAACAGUAUUAGGAAAAUACACCUGACAGUAAAUGGAGCAUCCGUUUAUAAUAUCAACGUUGAUUUCCCCUACCAUUUUUCCAGUGCUUAUUACCACGUACUAAACUCAAUCGGGAUAGAAAAAGAUCACGUUGUCACGAGGGAUGCUUUCUCUACAGGUAGAACGUUAUUCGUAUUAGAUCUACAAGCGGAAAAAUUAGCAGACUCCAUUGCUCUGGAACAAUCCGGCAACCUACGAAUUGAUUUGGAAUUUGAGCAACCUAUGAAUGCUAAUAAAGUUCUCGUUUUGCUUGGUGAUACACAAGGACGUUUAUCGAUCAACAGCGAUAGACGUAUUUAUUCCGAUAUUAGAGCAUAA